This is a messenger RNA of Anguilla anguilla (European eel), 7045 nucleotides long. RefSeq names its product RAB11 family interacting protein 1 (class I) a (gene rab11fip1a). The coding region runs from base 1014 to 4814 and encodes 1266 amino acids. The transcript is spliced from 6 exons. Gene Ontology annotation, molecular function: small GTPase binding. Gene Ontology annotation, biological process: regulated exocytosis. The record is from RefSeq and is a predicted model, not a curated record. NCBI's taxonomy places the organism in Eukaryota, Metazoa, Chordata, Actinopteri, Anguilliformes, Anguillidae. Gene Ontology annotation, cellular component: intracellular membrane-bounded organelle.
UUGUUUAGAAAGGAGCAAUCCCUGAAGAUACCCCCAAAUACGCACACAAAGGCAUUCCGUUUUUGAAGAUGGUAACCGGGUAACUUUGAGCCCCAACCUUAUCUUUUUUUGCUACCUAGACAGUCGCGUUUUAGUUAACGGGUUUCAAACGGAAUUUUGGGGGGUAUUACAACAAAAAACCUCUGUAUUAUCAUUUGUGCUACAUAAUGAACCCGUUUCCUUAGCGUUCCGUUAUAUUAGCUGACUGAAAUAAUCUAAUUACAUAGCUAGGACUGGUACGAAUUAAGUUUACUUAAGUUUCAGCCCUGGCUCUACUGCUUCAAUAGAACAAAUGAAUAUUGCUUGUCAAAGCUGUUCUAGAACAAGUCAGAACUGUUAGCAAAGACUAUGAUAUAAAAAGUAGCCUAUGUUUUCGUAGAGCGUUUGCUAGGUAACGUCAGUUGGUACUGCAUUGACUUUAAAAUCUGCGGGGAUAUUCAUAACUUGUUCCCCCCCCCCCCCCAAUAUUGCCAGUUGACUGGACAAACGGCUAUCAAAAAAGUGACCUGUCGUAAAAGGGGUGCAUUUAUCGUGCCUCGUCCGUGUAGCCAAUUAGCCACGUCAAAUGAUCUCUCAUUUAUACUGUAACUUGGGCUAAAUUCAACCCAGUUGAUUUCACCAAGUUCCAAAUAUUCAUUUAAUUUCCUCUUAAUAAGAUAGCUAAAAUUAACAGGCUAGUUAGAUCAUGCCAAAUUGUAGUUAAGGGCGUAUACAUGUAUCCUAAUCUAAAUUAUUCGUCAGCAGCGUAUCAUGUUGUAAAGGCUUGAAGGAGGCGUGUCAAGAGUUGAGAAAUACACUUACAAACUGCAGUGGGACAUCAGUUUAGACAUGCUACAGCGUGUAAGGAAUCAUAGUAACGAAUCAACGUAAAGUUUUUCGCGGCCACACGAAGAAACUUUGUCAAAGUAAUCUCGUUUCGUCUACAAUUCAGCGGCGUUUAUUUAUCCAAGGCUCUGAGCCUCGUUAGAGAAAGAAUGUCUUUGGCGGAUCAGAGUCAGGUGUCGUACCCCACCAGCGUACAGGUAACGGUACACCAGGCACGGAACCUUCGGAUCAAGGGUAAGAAUGGCACGAACGACGCCUAUGCCAUCAUGCAGGUGGCCAAAGAUAAGUUCUCCACCUCGGUUGCGGAGAAAUGCGUGGCUCCGGUGUGGAAAGAGGAGGCCACUUUCGACCUACCGCUCUUCCACCACGGCAACGUCGAGCGGUGCACCCUGUACAUUAUCGUGAACCACCGAGCUUCGGUUGGACUGGACAAACAUCUUGGACAAGCUGUCAUUAACCUGGUUGAACUCCACGAGAAGUCGUCACGCAAUAAGACUGAGUGGUUCAAGCUGGUGGACAAGAAUGGGAAAACAGACAAAGACCGGGGCGAGGUGCUCCUGGACAUCCAGUUCAUGCGGAACAAUAUGUCCGUCAGCAUGUUCGACCUCUCCAUGCAGGACAAGCCCCGCUCGCGCAUCGGCAAGCUCAAGGACAAGAUCCGCGGGAAGAAGAAGGACGGCUUCUCCGACUCCGCCUCGGCCAUCGUGCCCUCCGUCACCCAGGCGCAGUCAGACAGCGAGGGGGAGGGGGAGGCCCCCGCCGGCUCCCAGGGGGUCAAGAAGAAGUCCAAGCUGAAGACCCUCUUCGCCCCCAAGUCAAACCUGCAGCGCAACGUGUCCCAGUCCAUGUCCACGCUGGGCUCCCUCCCCGAUAAGAACUCCACCCUCAGUGGCAGCCGCUCCUCUGGCCUCAACAUAGACUCCCCAGAACUGAAAAAGAAGUUUAAGUUCCUGACCCACAAGCGCACUGGCAGCACAGACAGCAAGGGGUCCCAGGGCCCCUUCUCCCUCCUGAGCCGCUCCAAGCAGAACGUGGCCGAGCCGAACAACGUGUGCAUCAACGGCAGCCACGUCUACACCGAGGAGCCCGAGGGCCGGAUGUCGAAGGGCAGCUCCACCCUCAGCCUCAACAGCUCCGACCACGGCUCGGUGGAGGACCUGCGCCGGACCCACGGGAGGAACGACUCCGACUUCUCCGCCGACUCCAUCAAGGGCCUGAGCCUGCCCUCCUACAAGCCCGAGCUGCGGGAGCGCACCCUCCUGCAGCAGCAGCAGCGUAAGGGACAGGAGGAGGCGGAGGAGCAGGAGCGCCAGCAGGCGGAGGAGAAGCGCCGAGCGGAGGCCAAGAGGCUGCAGGAGGAGCAGGAGAAGAGGAGGCUGGAGGAGGCCAGGCUGGCCGAGGAGGAGAGGCUCCAGGAGGAGGCCCGGAAACAGGAGGCCCUCAGGCAGCUGGAGGAAGCCAGGAGGGCCGAGGAGCAGAAGCAACAGGAAGAGCUCUCGAUGAGCAACAGGCUGUCCUCGCUCUUCGGCAUCGGUAGAAAGAAGGACGAGAAGAAGGAAGAGGAGAAACCCAAACCUGCUCCUCCAGCUACAGAGGCAUCCGUGCUUCCUUCCUCCAGCAACCCGUUUGAGGAGAUCCCGCUGAGCUCAGACACCCUCAGCCCCAUUGAGGAGAGCCCUGCGGACCACCAUCGGGGGGUACACAGCCUCCAGACCCCCUCCAGUGGUUUCCCCGGCCGCACAGCCAAAGUGUCUGCAGUCAAGCCCAGCUUCUCUUCAAACGCACCUGACAUGUUCUCAAACAUGCACAACUCCAUGGCUCCUCCCCAAGUUAGGAGGAACUCCGCAGAAUUGCUCAGCACAAGCAACGAGAACCUUGCAGCUGCCAGUCCCUCUACAAAACGCCGUGUACUUCUUCCACCCAACUACCAGAGCCCUGUCAGCAAUGCUAACACCCCUACACCUGCCCAGGCAGAAACACACAACCCACUACCAAGGCAACCCAAAGCAACACCAAGAAGCCUCUCCACUGCAGCAUCGGUAAAAGAGGAAAUUGAUGGUACAGGGGACCCAGGAAGACGCAGCACCCAAAGGAAUAAAGGACCCACCAUCCCGCUUCCAGAUUACGAUGCCCUGUACCCAAAAAGGAUUCAUGGAAUACAAGGACAGAUGAAAUGGGACCAUAUUGUUGCAGAGGUGACUCAGAGGCAGAGGGAUUAUCCCCCGGAGCUGAUCGGCAAGGAAGUGAGUGUGGACGAACCUAGCAACCAGCAAGAUUUGCCAAGUUCGACUCCUAGGGACAGAUCUGCCCUUCCAGGUAAGACAACCGGGAACCUCAAGCAAGCAGAGCCUGAGGAAGGACGAUUUAGCGCAUUUAAAAGAAUGGGAUCAGGCACUAAGCAUGCGUUCACCCCUCCUAAGCGCACCACUGCAGCCCCAGAAAAAGUGAAGCAAGACCCAAGCACAAGACAGGUGCUGCCUACAGUGGAUAAGCCCAAUGACCUGUUUGCUGCCAGAGUCUUGGGAGGAACAACGCCUAAGGUCCAAAACAGCAGUGUUCCUCAAGCAAAGCCCCGCCUCGUUGCGAGGGAUGAGAAGAAGGUGCUAAAUACAUCUGUGAACAUUGAUAGCGGCAGAGAUGCACUUCCGAAGGAAAGCCAGUGGACUCCAGAGAAGGUAGGACGGAACUCUAUUUCAGCAGGUGGGGCUCACGAAAAUCCCGAUAACCAAGCUAAGGAGGUCCCAUCCAUCACUCCCAGACAAAGGCCAAUGAACCAUAAGUCAGGGAAGGUGUUGCAGAUGGGGAGCACUGCUGCUGUAUUGAGGUCUGCUCAUGAAGAUCCCUCUACUGACACUGCUGUACAGGGAGAUUCAGGAAAGAUGGAGAAGCUAGAGAACUCAAAUGUGAUAAGAGAUCGUGAAUUGUUCACAAGUGAACAAACGCAGGCUGCUGUUAGCACUGUACUGGAGAGUAGAAACAUGCCAAAACAAGACCUGUUUGAGAAACCCAGUGAACUGUUCCCACCUGUAGAAAAAGUAGAUGACGACCCAUUUCCCAGUAAGGUAAUCCUGGCCAAAGAUCCAUGGGCCCUGCCUGUGCAGAGAUUUGAGGGGGAUGACCUGUUCACGGGUGGACCAAAAAGAGAAGUGAAGCCCGAUGAGGCGGGUAUGACUACAGACGAUAUGGAGAAGCUCUUUGGACAAAAGGACGAGCGGGACCCGUUCUCCUAUUUUGACCACAGUGACCCUGUGGCAAAAUUUCCAGAGCAGGAGAAGACAAAGGACAAUGGCGCAGGCAAGCACACUCCUGGUGACCAGAGGGCUUCCUCGUCAAAGAAGAGCCGUGCACCCUUGCCACCUGCGAAGCCUGAUAAUACUAGAGGAGCAGUGGACCCCUUCUCCCCCUCCUCCACCUCCUCUCCCCGCCCCAUCACCUCCUCCCUGGUCUCCCCUGAGCCUCUGAAGGCCGUAGCAGGAGAUGUCGGUCCCCAGCCCAGUGGCACCUCUGGAGGAAAGGCCCCGCUGCGCGCCUGGGUCUCGCCCUCUGAGGCGCAGGCAGUCGCGGGGCAGAGUAGAAGCGGAGGCAUGGCGGUAGGGAAAGGAGGCGAACCAGCCUCAACCCCACGCAGACCUCACCCAGUGAAGCCUAUGAGCUCCCUGGAGAACCAGGCCCCCGCCAACAUAUCAUUUGCCAGAGAUAUCAAGUCGUCUGUGAUCCGCGAGAAUGUUCCAGAGAAAAUGAAGGUGAGCAGCUCUGUGGAGAGCGGGCCCUACUCCCAGCUGACCCAGGAUGAGCUGAUCUCCCUGGUGGUGAAACAGCAGGAUGAACUCUCCAAGAAGAACGGCAAGAUCCUGGAGCUGGAAGACUACAUCGACAACCUGCUGGUGCACGUCAUCGAUGAGAAACCCAGCAUCCUGCUCGCCAUGGCCAAUACAAAGAAAGCCAUCUAGAGCUUUCAAACAAGACAUGGACACCAGGACUACCUCCACUGCUUUACCAUAAAUGGUCUAGGCCAAACAGAUGGUCAACUCUGUGUUCUUGUUGAUAUUGCUAGGUCUGCCUCUGCUAUUGCUGAAACUUUCUGAUUUGAUUUCUUCUUGCAAAUAUUCAUUAAGGGCUACGACCAAGAACGGAACAUGUAUAGCCAUGGAUGCUCUGUCCCUGCAUAUGCCUUAUUUGCUGAAUAUUGACUGUAAUAUAGCAUCAGAAAUUUUAGUUACCAUCUACAACUUUGUAGAGUAAGGAAUGAUAAGAGAGGGGCUGUAGGAUCUGACAAUCUGGUUACGACAAAGGAUCUCUGUGGCCUUACUUAGGUUAGGAAUUCUCCCUUUCUUGUAUGCAGGGAGAUCAAAUGAUUUGUGGGAAGGUUUCGUCUCUUUCCUGAUGUUUUCUACCCGAGAGCAUGUGCACUUUUCUUAAAACGGAGGUUUGAUUUAAUUCACUCUUCUGAACGGUGACAAAUGAAGAAAAAACACUGCUAUUAAGUGGCAGUCACUACGAUUGUAAAUCAAUAUAAAAUCGAAUCAGUCCACUAUAGUGCAAAAGCGCCAUAUGUGAAAUACCUCUGGAAAUCGGUACUAAAUCAUUGACUGUACAGGUGAUUCCUAAUGCUGAUUUAUUUAAUAAUAUGCUGUAUUGUCACUUUUAUCACACACUAAACUUCAACAGUGUACGAAAAUCUCUUAAUCAUGCCUACAUUACACACUAUGGUUAAGAUUUUUUUUUUCUCAACAGGUACGGUGUAUAUACUCAAUUUGCAUUUAAUCUUUGAAAUAUUUAAUGUACUAGAACAUUUGUCAUGAAACAGAUAGACUGUUUGUGAGAUAAUAUGAAUUUUUUUUCUUUGGAUUCUUUAGAAAAUAAAAUCACUUUUAUAUUAUUUGUAUUUAAGUUAGUUGGUGGUCGUGGUCACUGGGUGGUGGCUUGUUUCUGUAAAUAAGUUUGACUUUGAAGCUGGAUGCAUAUCAGAAUUGAAAAGAACUGGAAGUCUUUAAUGCCAUGAAUUUUACAUAUAUAAUAACCCAAGUGGAAUGUGUGAUUUUACAACAGAACAUUGCAGUGCAGCAAAGAUGUCAGGGUUUGAACUCCAUCUUGUACUGGCCUUUCAUUUUGAAUUGAUUCAUCCUAUUCAGAUGAUUAUUCUAGAACUGUAUCUUAUGACAUAUGAAUAUCCUUUGCUCAGCCUUAGUGUGUGCUCAGGGUCAGUACCUCAUUGAAUUCAAAGCUGGUUACAAAGUGGAGUGCUUAUCUAAUUAACCUUCAUCUCUUGGUUUUUCCAUACGAUGCCCUUGUACAGUUCAGUAUAUCUUGCUGGUUCAGAUGUCUGAUUUUUGUGUGGUCUUUGAUUUAUAACCUAUAUGCUGCUUAUUUAGAUUUUCUUCUGUAAGUAGCAACAUUUUUUUCUUCUGCAGAGCAAUGUCAUCUUUGAAAUACAUUUUCAUUGUCCAAUUUCUGAUUUAUACUAAGUAGCCUAUAAUCCUUGACCUAUGUAGACCAUAACAUCUGUGCAGGUUCCAAAUUUUAUCAUUGUGAAUUACUGCUCAUGGGGGGAAACUUUCAUUUGGUGAGUUUCCGGUGGCGCAAAACGAUAAUUGUUGAAAAUAGUAGUACUGUUUUAGCUAUUUCUGAAUGUAUCAAUAAUAAAUCAAGUUUGAAUUGAACAGAGACAACAACACGCGCUGCAACCCGAAAAGGCUACUAAUAUGAAUUUGGCUGAGAAUCGUUUCAAAUUUAUAUUUGGAAACAAACGUAAUGUGUGUAAUACUUUGAUUUCUGCAUUAUAGUGUUGUCAUCUUGAAUCUUUUCGUAGUGGAGAAAAUAAUAAUAUGACGAUUGACAAUCAAUUUUUUUUUGCCGAUUUAACUGUGCCUUGCUUUUAAAUAUUCUUUUUUUACUCUGUAAUAUUGUCAGGUUGGUGCUGAAGGAUCUUCAGAUUCUUAUAUUCUGGUGAUUUCGCCCAAACUGGCACCUCUUAUUUAAAAAUAAAUAUAAAAUUAUUCACGUGUUUUAUGUAACCUGUUGAAUGUAUGAGUAAUUAUUUCUAAUGUAGGUGUGGGGGGGUGUUGAGUAAGUUUAUAGAGUUGUAGAGCUUCCAGAAACAUUCUUUGGUUGUUUAGCUUCUACCCUUUGAACUGAAACUGAUUCUUCCUUGUAAAUCCUAAUAAAAGUCUAUUUAUUGUGA